GUUAAAUACGCUCAAUUUCUGGAUUUACUAAAUCCGGGAUUCAGGACAGAGAGACGGUAUUUACGAUUCUCUAAGAUUUUUAAUGGUGUCAUCUUGGCUGUUUGUCAGGACUUAGCACUUAGUCUGGAGAUGAAGGCUUCCAGGAAGAGGAAGGCGCAUCCAAAGGCGGAGGGUGAGGAAGGUGGUGUCAAUACCAGCAACGAGCUUCCCAAGGAAUUGGGUAAGGGUAACGCUAAUAGAAGGAAGCGCGUAGGAACUAAGCUUACUCAGAAAACCGAGUAUUUCGAGGAGAAACGGAAUCUGGAGGAUUUAUGGCUAGCUGCAUUUCCUGUUGGGACUGAGUGGGAUAACAUGGACAAACUUCGUGAGAUCAAUUGGAAAUUUUCCAACUUGGAGAAUGCUUUUGAGGAGGGUGGGGAGCUUUUCGAGAAGAAGGUGUACUUGUUUGGCUGUACUGAGGCUCAAAUGCUAAAUGUAAAUGGCGUGGACAAGGUCACUCUCAUCCCGGUUGUGGUUGCAGUGGUUUCUCCUGUUCCACCCUCUGAUCAAAUUGGCGUGAAAUCUGUACAGAGAGAAAAAGAAGAAAUUAUUCCUAUGAAAUCUAUGAAAAUGGCUUGGAUGCCAUAUAUUCCAUUGGAGGAUAGGCAAAGUCAUUUGGAACGAUUGCACACUGAAAUUUAUACAAUUGGGUGCACUCAGAGAAGGCAGGUCUACUAUGGAAGCUAUAGUUCUCAAGGAAUCCACCAGCUAGAUGUCGAAGAAGCAGUGAGUCAUGAAGUAUCGAGCCAUCAGGAGAGGGAGGCUUAA
Molecule: messenger RNA, 807 nt
Organism: Phalaenopsis equestris
Lineage: Eukaryota; Viridiplantae; Streptophyta; Magnoliopsida; Asparagales; Orchidaceae
Exons: 10
Coding region: 130-807 (225 amino acids)
Biological process (GO): regulation of cellular response to heat
Source: RefSeq, a predicted model, not a curated record